Molecule: messenger RNA, 1906 nt
Organism: Laetiporus sulphureus 93-53
Lineage: Eukaryota; Fungi; Basidiomycota; Agaricomycetes; Polyporales; Laetiporaceae
Product: RCC1/BLIP-II
Exons: 16
Coding region: 1-1692 (563 amino acids)
Source: RefSeq, a predicted model, not a curated record
AUGAGUACCUCAGAAACCAAGUCACUGUCUGACAAGCAAUCUGCUGAGCCUCAAUCAACAGAACAAUGGGGCAGAGUGUUGUUGUGUGGUGGCACAGACUGGCCUAAAUUAGGACGGAGAGAGCGGGGUGGAGGCAGUAAGAACGCUCCGGAAGGUGACGAAUCCGGCCCUGACCUCCUGGAGCCGCACAUCCUUCGCUCUCUCAGCAAUGUCAAGAUUACGUCCAUCCAUACAUCGUGCGUGGGGUGUCACGUCGUCGCCAUCGAUAUCGACGGUGCUGCAUGGCUAUUUGGCCGGAACGAACGUGCUGCACUGGGUUGUACGGGGAUGGAAUACAUAUCUGAGAACGCACCGAAACGCUUAACGGCUCGGGAACUCGGCGCCCCGAAGGGAACACGCUUCGUCCACGCUGCUUGCGGCAGAAAUCAUACCCUGCUGGUAGGAAGUGGAGGUCAACUAUGGACUGCAGGUGCCAACAAUCACGGACAAUGCGGGCACCCUGUCUGCUCGGAGAUCACCUCUUUCAAGCUCGUUCAUGGACCGAAAGUUGCCGGUGAGAAGGAAGAGGUCAUCAAGGCCGCUGCCGGAGUGACCUUCUCCAUAGUACUUACGACCAGCGGGAAAGUGUUCUCUUUUGGUAGCGCUGAACAUGGUCAGCUCGGUCAGGGGAAGACGGGGGAAUACAUCGUCACUGCGGGCAAAACAGCUUUCGACAUCGAAUGGGACCCUAUUCUCAUCAAGGGCCUGGAGGACAAGCGAAUAGUCAAGAUUGCAUGCGGGCAACAGCACAGUGUGGCUUUGGACUCCGAAGGGCUUGUCUACGUGUGGGGUUACAAUGGUUACUGUCGCCUUGGACUGGGGAAUCAGCAGGAUGCGCUUGUACCGAAAGUGGUACCACAGUUCGCUGUUCCAGAUGAACUGACGAUGGGAGAUGAUAUCGUCGCUGGCCCAUCUAAUACUGUCGUCAUCGACAAGCAGAGAAUGUACUGGAUGGCUGGCAAGUGGAAGAAUACUGGAGACGGCUCCUCCGGCCAACCAUAUUCGAGCUUCCGCUACAUCCAGGAUAUUGCGGCGUGCAAGGUGACUCAUGCAGCUUGCGGUGGCGUGACCCAUUGGGCUCUCGCGCCGGACGAAGACGACGGCGGUGUGAUGACAAUCGCAUUCGGCCAAGGAGCAGCAAACGGCGAGCUAGGGUUGGGUCCUGAUGAGACUAAGAGUGCCACCAAGCCUAUCCGUAACCAGCCACUUAUUGGUGUGGAUGUCUUUCAAAUUGCAGCUGGCCAGCACACGACGUUCUUCCUCGCCAAGCCUAACGAGAAGAUGUCCGAGCUACCGCGACAUCCCGUUGACGUCGGUGCACCGGACCUCUGCGUCGUUUGCAAGACUAACAAAGGAGAAGACGACGUCCUCCUGGAAUGCGACAAGUGCGAUCGCCCGUAUCACCUGAAAUGUCUGGAUCCUCCUCUUGAUGCAGUCCCGGAAGGCGAGUGGUUCUGUCCCGAGUGCGUGGAGUACCCCGGUGCUCCGAUUGGUCCGGAAGGCGUGGACACGAGCCAAGCACGCCACGGCAAUCCAGAGACCACGGACGAGGAGGAGGCAGCAGACGAGGAGAAGAAGCCGGCUCAUAAAGCAAGCCGCAAGCGUAAGUCGUCUGGUAAAGCCAAGACUGGAACGACAAAGCGUCGAAAAUGAUAAUAACUCUUCCUGCCACUACCGUCGAGCUUAGACCAUGCAUUUUUGUGGAUCAUCAUCCCAUGGACUUCUGUAUACAAGUGUAAUCAAACUUGGUCUGUGUAAUCAUUAUUCUCUCCGCACCCCCCUCUCCGUUGAACAAUUAGAUAGUCUAGUUUUGUAUAGUCACGUUCAGAAGUUAUUUCGUCCGUGCCGCCCGCUCAUGUAGCCCUUG